Messenger RNA from Cebus imitator (Panamanian white-faced capuchin), 3301 nucleotides. RefSeq names its product kinesin family member 18A (gene KIF18A). Gene Ontology annotation, biological process: microtubule-based movement. The transcript is spliced from 16 exons. Lineage: Eukaryota; Metazoa; Chordata; Mammalia; Primates; Cebidae. The record is from RefSeq and is a predicted model, not a curated record. Bases 264 to 2723 code for a protein of 819 amino acids. Gene Ontology annotation, molecular function: microtubule binding; microtubule motor activity; ATP binding.
AGCGAGGUCGCUUCCUCUGCGCCGCGAGGCUGAGCUUCUUGGCGCCAGGCUGCCGCGAGCCGUCACAGCGUCCGACGUGAUGACAUCACAAGGGCGGCAGCCAAUGAAACGAGGUGCCGAGGAAGCUGGCUUGGGUUUGAAUAUUGUGGUUGAGUCUGAAGCGCAGGGAGGCGGACAUUUAAGUAAAGUGGUUGCAGGAACCUCGCCUGGGCCUGAGAGAAGUAUUCAAGCAUUUAUAAAAAUAGGAAUCAAGAUAAUCAACAAUGUCUGUCACUGAGGAAGACCUGUGCCACCAUAUGAAAGUAGUAGUUCGUGUACGUCCUGAAAACACAAAAGAAAAAGCAGCUGGAUUUCAUAAAGUGGUUCAUGUUGUGGAUAAACAUAUCCUAGUGUUUGAUCCCAAACAAGAAGAAGUCAGUUUUUUCCAUGGAAAGAAAACUACAAAUCAAAAUGUUACAAAGAGACAAAAUAAAGAUCUUAAAUUUGUAUUUGACGCUGUUUUUGAUGAAACUUCAACUCAGUCAGAAGUUUUUGAACACACUACUAAGCCAAUUCUUCAUAGUUUUUUGAAUGGAUAUAAUUGCACAGUACUUGCUUAUGGUGCCACUGGCGCUGGGAAGACCCAUACCAUGCUAGGAUCAGUGGAUGAACCUGGAGUGAUGUACCUAACAAUGUUACACCUUUAUAAAUGCAUGGAUGAGAUUAAAGAAGAGAAAAUAUGUAGUACUGCAGUAUCGUAUCUGGAGGUAUAUAAUGAACAGAUUCGUGACCUCUUAGCAAAUUCAGGGCCACUUGCUGUCCGGGAAGAUACCCAAAAAGGGGUAGUCGUUCAUGGGCUUACUUUGCACCAGCCCAAAUCCUCAGAAGAAAUUUUACAUUUAUUGGAUAAUGGAAACAAAAACAGGACACAACAUCCCACUGAUAUGAAUGCUGCAUCUUCUCGUUCUCAUGCUGUUUUCCAAAUUUACUUGCGACAACAAGACAAAACAGCAAGUAUCAAUCAAAAUGUUCGUAUUGCCAAGAUGUCACUCAUUGACCUGGCAGGAUCUGAGCGAGCAAGUACUACCGGUGCUAAGGGAACCCGAUUUGUAGAAGGCACAAAUAUUAAUAGAUCACUUUUAGCUCUUGGGAAUGUCAUCAAUGCCUUAGCAGAUUCAAAGAGAAAGAAUCAGCAUAUCCCUUACAGAAAUAGUAAGCUUACUCGCUUGUUAAAGGAUUCUCUUGGAGGAAACUGUCAAACUAUAAUGAUAGCUGCUGUUAGUCCUUCCUCUAUAUUCUAUGAUGACACAUAUAACACUCUUAAGUAUGCUAACCGUGCAAAGGACAUAAAAUCUUCUUUGAAGAGCAAUAUUCUUAAUGUAAAUAAUCAUGUAACUCAAUACGUAAAGAUCUGUAAUGAGCAGAAGGCAGAGAUUUUAUUGUUAAAAGAAAAACUAAAAGCCUAUGAACAACAGAAAGCCUUUGCUAAUGAAAAUGACAAAGCAAGGUUAAUGAUUUCAAACCCUCACGAAAAAGAAAUUGAAAGGUUUCAAGAAAUCCUCAACUGCUUGUUCCAGAAUCGAGAAGAAAUUAGACAAGAAUAUCUGAAGCUGGAAAUGUUACUUAAAGAAAAUGAACUUAAAUCAUUCUACCAACAACAGUGCCAUAAACAAAUAGAAAUGAUGUGUUCUGAAGAUAAAGUAGAAAAGGCCACUGGAAAACGAGAUCAUAGACUUGCAAUGUUGAAAACUCGUCGCUGCUACCUGGAGAAAAGGAGGGAGGAGGAAUUGAAGCAAUUUAAUGAGAAUACUAAUUGGCUCCAUCGUGUUGAAAAAGAAAUGGGACACUUAGGUCCAAACGGUCAUAUUUCAAAGGAACUCAAGAAAGAUCUUCAUUGUCACCAUUUGCAUCUCCAGAACAAAGAUUUGAAAGCACAAAUUAGACAUAUGAUAGAUCUAGCUUGUCUUCAGGAACAGCAACACAGGCAGACUGAGGCGUGCACAUCUUCAAGUGAAUCUAAUAUGCUUAAGAUUCCUCCACAAAAAAGAACUCGGAGAAAACUAAUGCCAUCUCCCUUGAAAGGACAGCAUACUCUAAAAUCUCCAUCAUCUGAAAGUGUUCAGCUCAAUGAUUCUCUUUGCAAAGAACUUCAGCCUAUUGUGUAUACACCAGAAGACUGUAGAAAAACUUUUCAAAAUCCAUCUACAGUAACUUUAAUAAAACCAUCAUCAUUUACUACAAGUUUUCAGGCUAUCAGCUCGAACAUAAACAGUGAUAAUUCUCUGAAAAUGUUGUGUGAAGUAGCUAUCUCUCAUAACACAAGAGAAGAAUGUCAGCAGGAGGUCUUGGACUCUACAUUUACUAUAUGUGAAGACACCAAGAGCUUGAAGUGUAAAUUACCUGAACAAGAAUCACUACUAAAUGACAAAAACAUUUUACAACGGCUUGACCCUUCUUCAUUCUCAUCUAAGCAUUCUAUGCCUAUACGAAGCAUGGUGCCAUCCUACAUGGCAAUGACUACUGCUGCCAAAAGGAAACGGAAAUUAGCAAGCUCUACAUCAAACACUUUGUUAACUGCAGACGUAAAUUCUGGAUUUGCCAAACGUGUUCGACAAGAGAAUUCAAGUGAUAAGCACUUACAAGAAAACAGACCAAGAAUGGAACAUAAAAGAAACAUCUGUAAAAUAGAUCCAAGCAUGAUUAGAAAAUUUGGAAGAAACAUUUCUAAAGGAAAUCUGAGAUAAAUCACUUCAAAACUAAGCAAAAUGAAGUUGAUCAAAUCUGUUAUCAAAGUUUAUCUGUACCCUUUCAAAAAUAUUAAAAUCUUUGAAAGAAGACCCAUCUUAAAGCUAAGUUUACUCAAAUACUUUCAGCAAGCAGAAAAAUAAAACUCUUUGUUUUCUUCUUUUGUAUUCUAAAAAAAUAUAAAAUUUCAAAAGAAAAGGUUGUCUUUUAAGUGUUUUAAAUAUUUGUUGCCUUUUAAAAUCCCUGAGUGUAAGGUAGCAUGGUGGCAGCCUAGCUUUACUAUGCUACAGCAAGUUGACUAGGACAUUUUAGUAAACAGUAGUGAGUUAAAUUAUCUUUAUUAUUUUUUGAAAUAAGAAUUUAGAAGUGGUAAAAUUGUGGCCCAAGAUGUAUUUGGUCCUCUAUUAUGUUUUUAUACAUUAUUUUUGUUAUAUAUAUGACUUUCCUUUUCAAAAAUACUUUAAUGUACAAGUAUAGAUAUAGGUGCCCAUAAAAUCAUUAUAAAUAUUAUUUAAGUUAUCACAAAUAAAAAUAUUGUUCUUGCUACUUGAUAUAUUAAAGAUGUAGAUUUUAAAGU